AUGGUUGCUCAAGGAGGCUCUCCAAGAUCAGCAGCACGAUUACGUGGUGUUCAUGAUGGUCUGUUCACUGGACAGAUAGAUGCUGUGGAUACCCUUAAUGCUACUUAUAGAGUAACUUUUGAUAGGGCAGGGCUUGGAACUCAUACUAUCCCUGACUAUGAAGUUCUUAGUAAUGAGCCUCAUGAGACGAUGCCUAUUGCUGCCUUUGGACAAAAACAGCGACCUUCUCGAUUUUUUAUGACUCCACCACGGUUACAUUAUACUCCUCCUCUCCAGUCACCAAUUACAGAUAAUGACCCCUUAUUAGGACAGUCACCUUGGAGAAGUAAAAUUUCUGGCUCUGACACAGAAACGUUAGGUGGUUUUCCAGUAGAGUUCCUUAUCCAAGUGACCAGAUUAUCAAAAAUUCUCAUGAUUAAAAAGGAACAUAUCAAGAAAUUAAGGGAAAUGAACACAGAAGCAGAAAAACUGAAAUCAUAUUCCAUGCCCAUUGGAAUUGAAUUUCAGCGGAGAUAUGCAACGAUUGUUCUAGAGCUUGAACAACUGAACAAGGACCUAAACAAAGUUUUGCAUAAAGUUCAACAGUACUGCUAUGAGCUUGCUCCAGACCAAGGGCUCCAGCCUGCAGAUCAGCCGACAGAUAUGAGACGAAGGUGUGAGGAAGAAGCACAGGAAAUUGUUCGGCAUGCAAAUUCCUCAACAGGACAGCCCUGUGUUGAAAAUGAAAAUCUGACAGACUUAAUCUCCAGGCUUACAGCUAUUUUGUUACAAAUUAAGUGUCUGGCAGAAGGAGGAGACCUGAAUUCCUUUGAAUUUAAAUCACUUACAGAUUCAUUAAAUGAUAUCAAGAGUACAAUAGAUGCUUCUAAUAUCAGUUGCUUUCAGAAUAAUGUAGAAAUUCAUGUUGCACAUAUUCAGAGUGGCCUGAGCCAGAUGGGAAACUUACAUGCCUUUGCAGCAAAUAACACCAACAGAGACUGAAUAGAAGAUUUAAUUAUUCCAAUUGCAUAGGACAUUGUUUUUGAGAAGUUCUCUUCCUUUAUAUAGGCUUCCAACACCAAAUAACCUAACUGCUGGAAAAGAAGAGAAAUUUAAAUCUCCAAAUAAGGCAUUUUAAUAUACUGUACUGCUUCUUAAACCAGCAUUGCUGACCAGCAUUAUAUUUAUUUUUCUUUUAUUAUUCAGCUGCAGUAGCACUGCUUAUGUUACAUAUGUUUAUUAGCAAGUACUUUUAAACUGAAAAUGUCUGAACAUAAUAUAAUUUCAUGGAAGAAUAUGUUGACCAUCUUUUUAACGUGCAUGAAUUCAACCCAACCCAUGCAGACAACUACUGCAGUGGAGAACGUGAAGAAACAUGGCCUUUUUGUGCAUUAUGCAUGGCAAUGUGGAAAUUCCAUCUAGAAAAUUACAACUCCAGUUCAUUUAGUUGAUCACCGCCUCAGUCUUCAAAAGAUAACAUCAUGAGAUAUGGGAAGUCCUCAUUUUUAGGAAGCCACUGGAAUAUAGGUGGGAAAUAUGGACUUUACAAGUAUAUAUGAUAUAUACUUGCAAUGUGACAUGGUUCUAUAGAUCAUUUUAUAAUAAUAAAUAUUUUAAUUUAUCAUAAUUUAUAAAAGAAACCUUUGUUGUUUGUCUGUUGAAAGAAAAUGAAGGAGCAGGAAAGAAACAUUACUGCAAGAUGCUUAAAUUCAGCAAAUGGAUUUUGCAUGUCUCUUCCCAUCAAGUCAGGGGGAGAUGUGCUAUUGUUAUGGGAUUUAUUUUUAAAGAAAAAAGACUGAUAACACACUAUUUUCAUAUUUUUUGUUUAUUUGCACAACUCAUGAACCAGAUUACUGGUUAAAAUCCAACAGUUACACAAUUUUUAAAGUAAAAAGAUUUUAUAAGGAAAACAAAUAUAAUAGCCAGUGCUAGGAAAUGGAGAAAAAGGUUUGUAUUUGGUUGUGGGCUUUUUUGGGUUUUGGUUUU
Mesoplodon densirostris (Blainville's beaked whale) is the source of this 1965-nucleotide messenger RNA. Its product is annotated as protein lin-9 homolog. The coding region runs from base 1 to 981 and encodes 326 amino acids. Gene Ontology annotation, cellular component: transcription repressor complex; nucleoplasm. The transcript has 2 exons. Gene Ontology annotation, biological process: regulation of cell cycle; regulation of transcription by RNA polymerase II; DNA-templated transcription. Gene Ontology annotation, molecular function: DNA binding. NCBI's taxonomy places the organism in Eukaryota, Metazoa, Chordata, Mammalia, Artiodactyla, Ziphiidae. The record is from RefSeq and is a predicted model, not a curated record.